This is a messenger RNA of Mercurialis annua (annual mercury), 1766 nucleotides long. Its product is annotated as cytochrome P450 716B1-like. The transcript has 6 exons. Lineage: Eukaryota; Viridiplantae; Streptophyta; Magnoliopsida; Malpighiales; Euphorbiaceae. Gene Ontology annotation, molecular function: heme binding; monooxygenase activity; iron ion binding. Bases 1 to 1698 code for a protein of 565 amino acids. The record is from RefSeq and is a predicted model, not a curated record. Gene Ontology annotation, biological process: sterol metabolic process.
AUGAACCUGAAAGAACAAGAACACAGAAAGUCAGACGAAGAACCGGUGGAGGUCACCGGUAAUUCGCUCCGACGAUCAACACGUGUAUUCCGUAGUGGAUUCUUACUCUUUUUGGUCCCCACAAAAUCGGUUAGUAGACGUGGUUUGCUCACGUUGGAUCUCGUUUCUCGAGUAAGAUAUGCAGUACAUGGAAACGCCUAUGUGUCAGAUUCUGUUAAGAGUUUGUUAUGGAAAAUGCUAACUCGGCCAAACAUCAUCGGUCGAAAAUGGUCACUAGGUACUAGGUCCUUAUGUUCGUUUGACCUGGUGAGGUUUCAUGUUGGUGAGGCUGUUUCACCGCCUUGUUGCUGGUCUCAUUAUCAGUUCGGCUUACCCAUUAUAGGCCAGAGCAUGAGUCUUCUCAAGGCCAUGCGCGAUAACACAGCAGAACAUUGGUUCCAUGCAAGAAUCAAGAAAUACGGGCCGGUUUCAAAGAUGAAUAUUUUCGGUACCCGAACCGUAUUUCUCCACGGCCAAGCUGCCAAUAAGUUCAUAUACACCUGCGACGGCGAUAUCCUGGCCAAUCAGCAACCUUCGUCGAUCAGAAGGCUGAUCGGAGAGAGGAAUAUUUUGGAAUUAAGCGGCGAUGAGCACAGGCGAUUAAGAGGUGCGCUGGUUUCAUUUCUGAAGCCUGAUGUGUUAAAGCAGUAUGUUGGAAUAAUGGAUCAAGAAAUUAGAAAGCACUUUGAGAUGAAUUGGCAUGGCAAGCAAAAAAUUUCGGUGAUGCCUUUGAUGAAGAGACUCACCUUCAAUGUCCUGAGCUCACUCAUCAUAGGAAUGGAACAAGGACCAGAACGCGACAUACUCGGACACCGCUUCCAACAACUUAUGGAAGGAAUGCUCUCAGUGCCAAUAAAUUUACCAUUCACACGUUUCAACAGAAGUCUUAACGAAAGGGAGAAAAUCAGAGCAAAAAUAUUGGAAAUUAUUCAUCAGAAAAGGGCUGCACUUGAUCAACAUGAUGCUUCACCCCAACAAGAUCUUCUCAGUACCUUAAUCAGUCUCCGGAACGACGAUAAUUCAGUCAUUUUUACGGAUGACGAAAUCGUCGAUAACGCUAUGGUUGUUAUGCUGGCAGGACAUGACACAACUUCUAUCCUGCUUACUUUCUUAACCAGGCUUUUAGCUUCUGAUCCUUCUGUUUGUGCCACGAUUCUUCAAGAACAAGAGGAGAUAGCUAAGAAUAAAAGCUUAGGGGAAUUGCUGACAUGGGAAGAUAUUGGAAGAAUGAGAUACACAUGGAGAGUUGCAAUGGAGACUCUAAGAAUGAAUCCUCCUGUGUUUUUAUCGUUCAGGAAAGUUCUUCGAGAUUUUGAAUACCAAGGUUACCUUAUUCCCGAAGGAUGGCAGGUUGUAUGGUCACCCUGUAUGACACAUAUGGAUGAAGAUAUAUUUCCAGGCGCGUCCGAGUUUGAUCCGACGCAUUUCGAAAAACAAGCACCGCCCUACAGUUUCAUGGCAUUUGGAGGAGGAUCCAGAAUUUGCCCUGGAAAUGAAUUUGCUAGAAUUGAAACUCUCGUUGCUAUUCAUUAUAUAGUAACUCGAUUCAAUUUGAAGAGUUGUGACUCGGAUAUGUCCUUCUCCAGAGAUCCGAUGCCAAGUUUCAGGAACGGAUUAGAGAUAGAAAUAGAACCAAAGAUCUCUUCCAAAGUUCAAUAAAAUGUACAAUCAAGCACCACAUAAUUUCAGAGAAAGUUAAAAUAAAAAUAAUCAGAAUUAUUUUGGCU